GUGGACGACAAACCUGCAGGUUCAAACGGGACAGGACGCUGACAACACAACUCGGGGGACAACAGACAGCUGAGUCCUGGGUUGACUCACGGUGUACCUAAUGUAAUGUCCUGCAAGCGUGCAGUCAUCUCAUUAAAAGGACAAAAGGGUGCACGCCUCACCCUCUAAUAGCAAAGUGAACUGGUUCUUGUUGGCUCUUGCCAUCUGGACUUUUGUGCCGACCAGUUUGUACCAGGCAGACAAAUGGAGGCCUUCUCGGCGAAUACAGAGGUGUGUGCUGAAGAUACUUCAGAACCACGAAAGUCCAGAGUCAAGUUUCCUAGGCCUCGUCUGUUUACGAGAAGCAAGCGAGCAGGCGUGGAGUUCAGUGCCAAGUUCAGCCAGUCGGCCAGUGACAUCCUUGCAGGAAAGGCGCUGGGAUCCGAGGAUGAUUUGGCAUGCCCCCAGGGAAUUAUGGGAUCUCGAGCGCUCUCCCACGACAGCAUCUUCUGGGCCGACCAGGUGCAGACAGAUGACGACAACGAGCCAGUCAGGGUGUCAUCCCAGGAGAACGUCCUCAGCAAAAUCAAAGUUUUGCAGGUGAAGCUUCUGCAGCAGAAGAUGCAUCUGGGACCGCCUCCUCUUGUUCUGCCCAUCAGGCGACAAGAGAAUGGGGGUGGCAACUCGAACGAGGGCCCUGCUCCUCACAAGAGCCCUGAAUUUUCUACUGUGGACCUUCCAACCCAUGGAGCCCUCAGAAAGGUGGCAUCACAGCCACUCUCCCCCAUCUUCAAACCUCCAGCAUCCAAAUUUGGGGCCACCACUACGCCGUCCCCAACGUUCAUCCCUUUUGGUCCCGCUGUCACUUCUCCUGGCGAGUUCCCGCUGGACUUUAGCACUCCGGCCCAGUUCACCCCUUCUUUGGACACGUCCGCUGCCCGGCAUCGUAUGUCCAUCAAGCCCCGCAACCAGAGGGUCAGCACCAAGAGGAGGGCGGUUGAACCGGAUGCUAAGGUGGAUGACACGGACAACCAUCCUGAACCCGUGACGGAUGAACACGCUAAGGAGGAAGUCAUUUUGGAAGGACAAGGCGAACUCAAGGUGUCACAACAAACGUUUCCGAAAUCCACCCAGCCCGAAGCGUUCCGAUCGGAAGCCACUCUGGACCGCGCUUUACCUGGCAGAUGCUCUCCCGUGUCCUCUCAAGAGCUUCAAGCGAAGCUUCAGAGGCGAGCACUUGUAGUCUCAAGCGAGAGAGCACAUCCAUACUCAGGGGAUUCUGGAAAGACCCACAAUAAGAGUGAAAUCAUCUCCUUCAGCCAGCUGUCCAAUAGCUGUGCGUCGGCGUUGUCCAGAUCCGCAAUUUGUCCGCGGGAUGAAGCCGACGUAGACAGCGUGAGAGGACUAAAAAGACCUGGUUCUGGAUCCUUCCAUUCCUCCAUUACCUCUGCCAAGAGCCGCAUCGAAGACAGACCACGAUCAGGCAGUUUUGUGGGACUUGUAGGACAAGCGGGGUCCAGACACAAGGUAGGAGGUCCGGUCGAGGACAUGACGUCAAGCUUGCGGCAAAGGGAUGAGCGUAAGGAUCUACAGCCAGGAAGUAGGCCUUUUGCAGUGGGAAAACUUAGACAAGAGCAGAAAAGCUCAGGACAUCCCCGGGAAAGGCAGGAUAGUGCGAAAAAUGUCGAAGGAGCUAAAGCCGUAGAUGCUGUCCCAUCGCAGGAAGUGGAGGGGGUCGUAGUGGCCACAAAGGUGGAGCUCAAGGAGGACGGAGAAGAAGAAGCAAAGACCAUGUUUGGUUUUAAACUCCGCUCCACCUCUAACUCCAUGCGAUUUUGGUCCGACGGAUCUUCCGGGCGUCAGUCGAGGAAGUCGUCGAGUGAGGAGCCGAGCGUUGGACUGAAAAGUCAAGAAAGCCGAGAUGACGAUAGCCUGUCCAAAAAUGCGAAUGCAGGAGAUUUCACACAGACAGAUCCAGCGCUCUCGUGCAAGCCUAGCCCUCCGUCUAUCUUUGAGGCUCCCACCUUACCAACAGACGUCCAAUCAACCUCCUUAAAUCACUCUCAGGACCUUCAAUCGACCCCGCAAACAAGUUCACCCGAGGUAUCCUGGAUGAGUCUGGCAAUGGAAAAGACCAGAAGCCUCCAGCAGCUUUUUGCGAGACGAUUUCCAAAGGACUGCUCGAGUACGGCGCCGCAAAUACCAGAGCAGACAGCAGAUGAGAAAUCUCAGUCUGUAAGAUUACAAGAAAGGGAGAAACCAGCACACGAUGGCGGCGGCGGCGGCGGAGUCGUAACGGAGCACGGCGAAUGGUUCCAGAAGACAACAGUCAACACCUGGAAAGAACCCGAAAGGCCGCAAUCACAUGUAAACACAAGUCAACCGGCCUUGCAAAGAACCGUAUGGGCAAAAUGUGGGUCUCCAUCACGCUCCGCUGCUCAGUCAGACACCCCGUCUCAGUUUGGAACAGGGACGACCGUCCCUCAAUCCCGAGCCCAGUCCUACCAGACUUCAGACCCGCUACCUUGGAGCCAACGAGGUCUCCAACCUACAGCACAGCAGCAGCCCAAAUAUGUGGACCAGGGCAAAUGUACAAUGCAGGAAAAGGAGAGCAACCGCAACAGUUUGGCCGGAUCAGUCAGCGAGCGAGCUGCGUUUUUGGAGAGACAAGCAGAUUGGUGUUGUCCGCCUUUAACAAAAGGGGUAGAGUUGAGGAAAGCGCAACUGGAAAUCAAGACCGAACCCCUCACACAAGGCAAAGACACAAAACCCGAAGAAGGCUUCAAACCUCCAGAGUCCCAGAGCCCCAUCCGAGUGCCUGACAGACCUCGCGAAGAGAAAUGGACGCGCAAAAACCUGGGGUCCUCGCCGUCGCCUUCCUCAUCACCCAUCCUGAGGUCCACGCCUGACAGCGCUCAGCCUUCCUGGAUGGAACUGGCCAAAAGGAAGUCCAUGGCGUGGAGUGACAAGACCAUGGACUGAGGAUUCUUUUUAUUAUUUAGUUCCCUCGGAAUCAUAGCACACUUAUUGUUAGGGUGGUGCUCACUCUAACUUAUUUUCCAAGAACCACACGGGAGACAAGUAAGUCCUUUUAGACACCUGCAGGUGGAGAGUCCAUUUGUCGCCGUGCGUACAGCGAUGAUCGAAUGAGGUCUCUCUCGGGCCUCUUGCAGGAGCAUUUUUAUCAAGGUGGGGGUGAGAGUGGACUGGAUGGGGUUGAAGCCCCUGACCUGCUGAUCAAAGCAUAGCAGGGGGUCUUUUACGACGUCGUGUAAACCAAGCAACUUUGAUUGCUUCCUCUGCAGCUAGUCAAUCAGUUCAAAAGAUCUUGGCACUUUGUUCUACUACUUUUGUUAAGACAGGCCAAGCUAGGUUAAUUAUUACAGGUUACAUUCCAACAUAAUCAUACGAUGAAGAUAAUCUGUAAACACUUACCUGUCUUUUUGAAGGGCUGAAAUGAAAAAUGGGCCUCUUUUGAGGAGGUUCUAUAUCGCCACUGAUACCACGACUACUUUGGAUACAUACAAUUCUGCCAAAAACAGUUUUAGAGGAAGACAGUCAAGGGAAUGGGUGUCUGUCUAUGUGUGCCCUGCGAUUGGCCGGUAGCCAGUUCAGGUGUUCCCUGCCCGCUGCCCAAAGUCAGCUGGGAUAGGCUCCAGCACCGCCUGCCAUGCUCGUGAGGAUAAGCGGUUCAGAAAACGAAUGGAUGAUAUCAUGAAUAGAAUAAUUGAUGUAUAUUUGUAAUAAUUAACACUUGUUCAACUCUUGCAUUCCUUAAAUGUAGUAUGGAAAAAGAAAUGGGUAAGGUGGGCAAACCACAAUUUAGUGGAUGACAGGGUAGAAAAAAAAAAAAUUCAAGUGUAAUUCUUUCCAAAGCGUUGUGUAUUGAACUGUACUAUACUGUAAAAUGUCCAUGUUAUUUGCCACUCCAACACUUUGAAAUAAAGAAUA
Messenger RNA from Syngnathus typhle (broad-nosed pipefish), 3930 nucleotides. RefSeq names its product cracd like a (gene cracdla). The record is from RefSeq and is a predicted model, not a curated record. The coding region runs from base 244 to 2961 and encodes 905 amino acids. NCBI's taxonomy places the organism in Eukaryota, Metazoa, Chordata, Actinopteri, Syngnathiformes, Syngnathidae. The transcript is spliced from 11 exons.